Exserohilum turcica Et28A is the source of this 1396-nucleotide messenger RNA. RefSeq lists its product as uncharacterized. NCBI's taxonomy places the organism in Eukaryota, Fungi, Ascomycota, Dothideomycetes, Pleosporales, Pleosporaceae. The record is from RefSeq and is a predicted model, not a curated record. The coding region runs from base 25 to 1374 and encodes 449 amino acids. The transcript has 3 exons. Gene Ontology annotation, biological process: lipid metabolic process.
CUAACCUAGCCGACAUUCAGCACAAUGGGCAAAUUGGCUUUCCCCAUCGAUGCGGAGCUUACCGGCCCGGACCGUAUGGUUCUGAGCAUUUUGCAAAAAGAAUAUGAGCUACAUGACAAUGCGGCGGCCGGGUCGUCGUCGGAUUCAGCUGAGGAUUCAGACGACUCGGGUGUUAAGCACUCUAAAAUUGUCACGCCAUCACCUGAAGACCUCCAAGACCAGCAGCAACAAACAAUCGCUUAUCUCAAGAAACUCAACGACCCCAAGUCGGAUGCGUUUGAAACUACUGUUUUCAGCUCCAUUGAUGAGCCGGAUAUCAAGAAUCCUCUGAUCCGUAAAUGGAUCAUCGAUCCCUACAUUCGCUGGGCGCGGCACGUCGUUCGAGUCGAGACGGAUGUUGUCAUGAUCACACAUCUACUCCUCUAUUUCUGUACCAGCGUUCCAUCAGCCAUCUAUCUUUACAUCAACUUUCACUGGUGGCAUGCUUUACUUCAUUGUGUCAUGCAAGGUUGGUAUAUGGGAGCGUACACUCUCCUGAAGCACCAACACAUCCACAUGCGUGGUGUGCUCAACCACAAGUAUGACCUGUUCGACCGUCUGUUUCCUUACAUCCUGGAUCCGCUCAUGGGCCACACUUGGAACUCAUACUACUACCACCAUGUCAAACACCACCACGUUGAAGGUAAUGGCCCCAACGACCUCUCUUCCACGAUUCGGUAUCAGAGAGACAGCGUCUGGGACUUUAUGCAAUAUGUCGGUCGUUUCUAUUUCCUCAUCUGGUUCGACCUACCCCUGUACUUCUUGCGUACGCGUAAGCCCAACCUCGCAUUCCAAGCAGGCGGAUGUGAGAUCAGCAACUACAUCUUCUUGUAUCUCAUGUACAACUAUGUCAACGCUCGCGCAACCACUUUUGUUUACUUGAUUCCUCUCGCCUUCAUGCGCUUGGCGCUUAUGACUGGCAACUGGGGCCAGCAUGCCUUUGUCGACGAAGUCGAGCCAGACUCGGACUUUAGAUCCAGCAUAACGCUCAUUGACACACCGAGUAACCGAUACUGCUACAACGAUGGUUAUCAUACCUCGCACCAUCUCAACCCUCUUCGCCAUUGGCGCGAGCACCCUGUCGCGUUCCUUUCCCAGAAGAAGCAGUACGCCGACGAACACGCGAUAGUGUUCUACAACAUUGAUUACUUCUUUCUCACGAUAAACCUCCUGAGAAAGAACUAUGGGCACAUUGCAAAGUGCUUGGUCCCCAUGGGCGACCAGAUGAACCUCACACUUGAUGAGAAGAUUGAGAUGUUGAAGCGCAAGACGAGAAAGUUUACAGAAGAGGAGAUUGCGGAGAAGUGGGGAAAGCAGUUUGCUAAGACAAAGUAGAUUGCUAACUCAUGGCUUGAAU